GACAUUUGUAGUUCAUGGUUUGUGAGUGCCAAAAAACGAAAUCGGCGUCCAAAGCUGAAACGUGUUGUUAAAUAACAAAUAUUAUCGUAUAUUAAUGUUAAAUCUUCUCUUCUAUUAAGCUAAAACAUAAUUUACUAUUGUAAUCAAUAUACAUCAGAUACUUCGAACAAUACCACAAACAUUAUGGCUACAGUGCAGGCGAAACAGUGGCCGGUGCGGCCCGGUAUGCAGCAUCAAAACAGUCAAAACACAGCCAGUCUAACUUUAAAUAGAUCGAUCAAUCUGUAUCCCUUGACUAAUUACACGUUUGGAACCAAAGAACCUCUAUUCGAGAAGGAUGCUUCAGUGCCUGCAAGAUUUCAAAGGAUGCGUGAGGAAUUUUCCAAGAUUGGCAUGCGGAGAUCAGUAGAGGGUGUAUUGUUAGUGCACGAGCAUGGUCUCCCGCAUGUGUUGUUAUUGCAAUUGGGAACGGCUUUCUUCAAAUUGCCUGGCGGAGAACUAAAUCCGGGAGAGGAUGAAAUAGAGGGUCUGAAACGGUUGCUGACAGAGACACUCGGCCGACAAGAUGGCGUUAAGCAGGAUUGGCUCAUAGAAGACACUAUUGGCAACUGGUGGCGGCCGAACUUCGAACCGCCCCAAUACCCGUACAUACCGCCGCACAUAACGAAACCGAAGGAGCACAAGCGGCUCUUCCUCGUGCAGCUGCAGGACCGCGCGCUGUUCGCGGUGCCGAAGAACUACAAGUUGGUCGCGGCGCCGCUGUUCGAGCUGUACGACAACGCGCAGGGCUACGGGCCGAUAAUAUCGUCGCUGUCGCAGAGCCUGUGCCGGUUCAAUUUCGUCUAUAUGUAAUUUAUGUUGUUGUUGCUGCUGUUGUGUUGCAACGAUCGGUGCGGAUCGGUGUGAAGUUGGUUGUGUCGUUGAUUUUUUUUUAGGGUUCUGUCAGAUGUGAUUUUGAGUUUUUUUUUUUUGAGUUCUGUCAAAUGAUUUUCGUCUAUGUUCAACUUAAGCAAUAUAUAGGUCUUUUAAUAAUUUUGUUUGAGAGAUUUUUAGAUUAAAUUAGCAAUAGGUAAGGGAGCAAUUAUGUUUAAGUAUUGUUGAGAACUCUUAUGUGUAUUUGACUUACACUUAAAUUUAAAAUCAAUGACAUAAAUAAUUUCACGGUUCGGCCCUGGUGUAUAUUUGUGAGUGGCAAUGCUGGCUAUUAAAAAAAAAAGAAAAAAAAAAAGUGUUUUAUAAUGACUAAAAAUACGUACUCGGGUAUUUUAUGACAUGCCUUUUUGUCUGGCAACAUUUAUACAACAUUAUAUUCGGAUGUAAUACAAUAAUUCCCAGUGUUGCCACACCGUGAAUGUUCUCAUUGUGGUAAAAUUAGUUCUUAAGUAAUAUUGACGUAAUACGAACAAGAA
Messenger RNA from Zerene cesonia (dogface butterfly), 1409 nucleotides. RefSeq names its product cleavage and polyadenylation specificity factor subunit 5 (gene Cpsf5). Gene Ontology annotation, cellular component: mRNA cleavage factor complex. Lineage: Eukaryota; Metazoa; Arthropoda; Insecta; Lepidoptera; Pieridae. The record is from RefSeq and is a predicted model, not a curated record. The transcript is spliced from 4 exons. Gene Ontology annotation, molecular function: mRNA binding. Bases 184 to 852 code for a protein of 222 amino acids.